ACAGCCCGCUUCACCGGGACCGUGUAUCGGAGGCAGGACGAACUUGAACUCCUGGUCCACCUGCCUUCAUCUCCAAGUACUGAGAUGGCCUGUGUGUAUCACCUGAAGAGCCCCCCACCCGCGUGUAUGCAUUUAUUUUUUUUUACUUUGUAAACCUGAAAGUGCUGUACUGUUUAUUACCAAACAUUUCCUGAGAGUCAGGCCGUAUCGCCCUCCGUGGAAUAGGGACUCAUGAGGAUUGAACCUCAGAUGAACACCCCCAAAGAGCAGGACUCCUCUCCGCUAUCAGACUCAGGUCUCUGAGGGAUGAUCUGUGUCAUCUGCCAGUUAGAAGAGGUGCUCUUUAGUUUUCUGUCACCUUGACACAAGCUGGAGUCAUCACAGAAGAGGAGCCUCAUCUGAGAAAAUGCCUCCGUAAGAUCCCACAGAGGAGGCCUGGGCUGAGAUCCACACCAACCACUACAGUGAAAGCAGCAUGCCUGCCUGGCUGCAGGGAUAGAGUGCUCUGUCUUCAAGUCCACACCACAGGGAGACCUUAUUGUCUCAGUUAAGACAGCGAGGCUCACAGAACCCUGGAGACCAGCGGGCAGUCACACUGUGACUGGGAAGCAUGGAGCCAAGACCAGAUGCAAGGGCAGAGGACGCCAGAGUCUCUCUCCUCAAGAGUGUGGUGACAGCAAGCCCACUAGGCAAGGCUAGCCAAGGUUGCUUGGCCGUUCCCCCUCCCGCCCAUCGAGGAUAUAAAUAGCACCCACAAUACAGAGAGCCAGAUAGCUGGGAAGAAACAGGAACAAGACACCAACCAUGAACUCCAGCCAGUCUGGGGACUGCCCCUGCGAGGGCUCUGCAGGCCGCCCAGCUAUUCUGUACGCACUUCUGAACCCCAGCCUCAGGGCCAGGCCCAUUGCAUCCGCCUCCCGAAGUCACUGCCUCUGCCAGCAGCACCGGCCCGUGCGUCUGUGUGCGCCACAUCGCACCUGCCGCGAGGCCUUGGACGUCUUAGCCAAGACGGUAGCAUUCCUCAGGAACCUGCCAUCCUUCUGCCGCCUGCCCCACGAGGACCAGCGGCGGCUGCUGGGGGUCUGCUGGAGCCCUCUCUUCCUGCUCGGGUUGGCCCAAGAUACUGUGACCUUCGAGGUGGCCGAGGCUCCGGUGCCCAGUAUACUUAAAAAAAUCUUACUGGAGAAGCCCAGCAGUGGUACCCGGGAUGCCCAGCCACCAGACCGGCCACAACCCUCGCUGGCUGCUGUACGGUGGCUCCAGCGCUGUCUGGAGUCUUUCUGGAGCCUGGAGCUGGGUCCCAAGGAGUAUGCCUACUUGAAAGGAACCAUCCUCUUCAACCCAGAUGUGCCGGGCCUCCAUGCCACCUGCCACAUCGCACAUCUGCAGCAGGAGGCUCACUGGGCCUUGUGUGAGGUCCUGGAGCCCUGGUACCCGGCUAGCCACGGCCGCCUGGCCCGAAUCCUCCUCAUGGCCUCCACCCUCAAGAACAUCCCAUGUAGCCUCCUGGUAGACCUCUUCUUCCGCCCUAUCAUCGGAGAUGUUGACAUCGCUGAACUGCUCGAAGACAUGCUUUUGCUGAGGUGACCUGCAGAAUGAGGUCCAGUGCUUCCAAAGGGGAGCCUGAAAGGCCCCACUCAGCGCCCCAGGAGCAGCCCUCACCUCAGCCACACCCCGAGCUUGGACUUCCUUGGUUUGAACACAGUGUGCUACUAACUGCCUAAUAGGCCCUUGGUGGCCCCCAAAGCCUUUGGGCCAGGGCCAGGGAGGGAGCAUGAAUGAGGCUGUAUAUCAGACCAGAAUUCCUCCUGACUUUGUAUAAAACUAAAUUAAGUUAUUGGUUUUUGUAAUAAAAGGUAUGACUUGCUGA
Molecule: messenger RNA, 1870 nt
Organism: Peromyscus maniculatus bairdii (prairie deer mouse)
Lineage: Eukaryota; Metazoa; Chordata; Mammalia; Rodentia; Cricetidae
Source: RefSeq, a predicted model, not a curated record